UAGAUGCUAAGGCUGUAAACCUGGUGUAUAGCCUCCAAUAUCAUGACAAAACACCAGUGACUGACUUACUUACGUCGCAUGUUAUUUCUAAAAGAUUUCAAGAUGGAUUUUAUCGUGAGAAAAGACAGCUCGGGUUGAAAGAUCACGUGACACAUGUCACUAGAGGGGAUAGAAAGAAGGAAGAAGAAAUAAAGCUAAGGAAGAAAAGAGGGCUACCCCAGGAAGAAUUAACCACCACAAUUCCACCGGAAUAUGUUGUUGUUGUGACUUUAGGAGCUGGUGUCAACAAUCCUAACAGAACAAUAGACAGUGCUAUCCAGUCUUUACGUGAUUCAUUCUCCAAAGUACUAAAUCGUACACUGGAUAAAAUACGUGUAGACAGGAUUAGUUUAGCUGGAAAUGUUGUUGGUUUGUAUUUCUUGCGCCAUGCUCCAAUAGAUGAUGAUAUUCUACUAGCAUCAGAUCUCAUUCCAGCAAAAGAUAUUCUGGUACCAGGUCUUAUAUCAAAACUCCAAAAGAAAUUACCAGAUUUAAAUAUUACUGCCAUAUCAUUAGAUCAUCAAAUAUCAUUAACCAACUAUGAAACACCAUUCUGGACAAAACCAUUCUUCCCUUAUGUUACUGCAGCUUUAUGUAUGGCAGUGAUUACCUUGGUUACUGUUGUUGUUUAUGUUUGCUGCUGUAUAAAAAAUAAAAAGGCAAAAUUUGAGGAGCCACUGUCUCAUCUAGAGAUUUUUUAUCCCACAAUAAAACCAGAUGUUAAAGAUCCAUUAGGUAUACAACCAGAAGGUUGUCCAGUUUAUUUACCCAAAGGUUCCAUUACACCACAGCCAACUCAACCUGUACUUGUUAAAAAAAAACUUUUAGAAAGUAGGAGAGGAUCAAAUGCAUCAUUAACAAUAGAUUUAAAUCCUUCACCAGAAUUAACUAGAUGGGAUGGAACACCACCUAAAGAAAGCAGUGGUAUAGAAUUUUUAAUGUCAGCGGGAAACCGAUUGAGUCGAAGAGAUUUAAGAAAUUCUUUAAAUAAUACCAGAGACAUAUAUGAGGAAUUUUGGGAAAUUCCUAUGAAUCAUACUGAAAAAGUAUCAGUAGCUGGUUCGGGUAUGAAGAACAGAUAUAAAACUAUUAUACCCAAUGAACAUACACGAGUUAUAUUAGCAGAUGGCGAUGGUGAUGGCGAUCCACUUUCAUCUUACAUUAAUGCAAACUAUAUACGGGGGUAUGAAGCUGAAUCUAGAGCGUAUAUAGCUACACAAGGUCCCAUGGCUCAUACUAUUGUAGAUUUUUGGAAGAUGGUAUGGUUUGAAAGAUGUCCUAUUAUUGUUAUGAUCACAAAACUUAAAGAAAAAAGCAAGCCAAAAUGUGAAAAUUAUUUACCAGACACAACAGCCAUGUUUGGAGAUAUUGAGGUCACAGUUGACAGAGUUAUAAAUAGAAAUGGUUUUGAAGUUCGUCAUUUAACUUUACGUUGCGGUGGUGAACAUUUAACCGUCUUACACUAUUGGUACCAAACAUGGCCCGAUCAACGACCAUCAGAAUCUCCAAAAAUGCUGCUUCAACUUAUAAAGGAAGUGGAAUUACGCAGAUAUAAACCAGAUUCUAUGUUACCACGGGGACCAGUUAUUGUUCAUUGCAGUGCUGGUAUAGGAAGAACUGGAUGUUUUAUAUUUGUUACAUAUGCUAUAUUUAAUAUAAUUUUAGUGCCGGUAUAG
This is a messenger RNA of Patella vulgata (common limpet), 1715 nucleotides long. RefSeq names its product tyrosine-protein phosphatase non-receptor type 5. Gene Ontology annotation, biological process: protein dephosphorylation. The coding region runs from base 636 to 1715 and encodes 359 amino acids. Gene Ontology annotation, molecular function: protein tyrosine phosphatase activity. Lineage: Eukaryota; Metazoa; Mollusca; Gastropoda; Patellidae. The transcript is spliced from 13 exons. The record is from RefSeq and is a predicted model, not a curated record.